This is a messenger RNA of Mytilus trossulus (common blue mussel), 498 nucleotides long. Its product is annotated as secreted protein C-like. The coding region runs from base 1 to 498 and encodes 165 amino acids. The transcript is spliced from 2 exons. Lineage: Eukaryota; Metazoa; Mollusca; Bivalvia; Mytilida; Mytilidae. The record is from RefSeq and is a predicted model, not a curated record.
AUGGGAUCAAAAACACUUGAAAUGUAUGAAGGGGAUUGUUCUACUUGUAAACGAGUAUCUAAAGACCCAGAACCCGACCCUGGUCAAUCACCAUCAAGUGGUCAAUCACCAUCAAGUGGUCAAUCACCAUCAAGUGGUCAAUCACCAUCAAGUGGUCAAUCACCAUCAAGUGGUCAAUCACCAUCAAGUGGUCAAUCACCAUCAAGUGGUCAAUCACCAUCAAGUGGUCAAUCACCAUCAAGUGGUCAAUCACCAUCAAGUAGUCAAUCACCAUCAAGUGGUCAAUCACCAUCAAGUGGUCAAUCACCAUCAAGUGGUCAAUCACCAUCAAGUGGUCAAUCACCAUCAAGUGGUCAAUCACCAUCAAGUGGUCAAUCACCAUCAAGUGGUCAAUCACCAUCAAGUGGUCAAUCACCAUCAAGUAGUCAAUCACCAUCAAGUGGUCAAUCACCAUCAAGUGGUCAAUCACCAUCAAGUGCUGUCAUCUUAGUACUGUGA